Messenger RNA from Trichomonas vaginalis G3, 1218 nucleotides. RefSeq names its product protein serine/threonine kinase protein. Gene Ontology annotation, molecular function: ATP binding; protein serine/threonine kinase activity. The record is from RefSeq and is a predicted model, not a curated record. Gene Ontology annotation, biological process: intracellular signal transduction; protein phosphorylation. Lineage: Eukaryota; Parabasalia; Trichomonadida; Trichomonadidae. Gene Ontology annotation, cellular component: cytoplasm. Bases 1 to 1218 code for a protein of 405 amino acids. The transcript has a single exon.
AUGACUUGUACAGUUCCUACUUCAAUUGGGCCUUAUCAAUUCAUAAGUAAAGUCGGAGAAGGCUCUUUUGCAGAAGUUUGGAAAGGCCAGCAUAUCAAAUCACAACUCAAAGUUGCGAUUAAAGUUAUUAAUAAAGCAAAAUUUAAAGAACCGAAACAUUUCACAAGAUUCAACCGCGAAGUUGCUAUUAUGAAACAAAUUGAGCAUCCUCUAAUAGCCCAAAUAUACCAAAUCAUGGAAGACGAAAAUAAUCACUAUUUAAUCAUGGAGUUUGCCGAAGGAGAGAAUUUACUUCAGUACAUCAAUGCAGAUGGUAAAUUAGCAGAACCUCUUGCACGCCAAUAUUUUAUUCAACUCAUUUCGGUUGUAGAAUAUCUUCAUAAGGAAAAGAACAUUAUUCACCGAGAUUUAAAGGCCGAAAAUGUACUUCUUGACAGGAAUUAUAAUAUUCGACUUAUUGAUUUCGGUCUUAGUAACUCUUUUUCCUUGGAUCAUUUGAAUCUUGAAACAGCAUGUGGAUCACCAGGAUAUCUACCACCUGAAAUGAUUAAAGGACAAACUCAUACUACAGCAGCCGACAUAUGGAGUCUUGGCGUUCUACUUUACUGCAUUGUUGUUGGACAUCUUCCAUUUGAGGACCCACAGAUCCCGAAAAUCCUGGACAAAAUUGUCAAAACCAAUCCAUUUUAUCCUCGUACUUUAUCAGCUGAUCUCUCAACUCUACUGAAAAGAAUGUUAAAUAAAGAUCCAGAUCAAAGAAUUACUUUAGAUGAAAUUAAACAGCACCCCUGGUUCUCUGUUGAUGCGUAUAAGUAUGUAAAUGAACGUCUUUCAAGAACUCUUCCGAUUACUUCUCCUGGAGAAUUUUCAAUUAUAUCUAAGUUCCAAUUAAACGAAGAUGUCUGCCAGAAAAUGAAAGAGGAAGGUUUCAACUCUGAUGGUAUGGAAAACAGGCUGUUAACCCGCGAAUUCGAUGAGGAAAGCGCGAUUUAUUUGAUGAUGGCCAAAGAUCGCUUCACUGAUGAGAUAAAGGAUAUAAGAGACGUUGGAAUAAGGAUUGAUGGGAAGCGUGUAACUAGUUUCUUGAGAACUAGGGCUCCUUCUUUCGGAAGUGCUUCUGCAAUUCAAAGUAUGAAUGAUCCAAACAAGCAUUUGAUUGCGCCACGUGUAAUGGCACGACCAAAGCAAGCCAUCAAGCCUCUUAGUUCUAAUUUUUAA